GGGACCGGAGUGGUUAGUUCCAUGAUGAAAUGGAUGCUGGGGGUGGAGAGCAGAGGCAGUGGGUGGAGCCCCACUGGCCCUUAAGAGCCGGCUGCCAAGGGGAUAGCAAAGCACUGGCCUCCCCCGCUGCAGUCAUCAGGCAUCAUGCAUGGGGUACGUGAGGAGGUGGCCAUGCUAGCGGCGGUCACCCUCUUUGGAGUCCUACUACAAGCCUACUUCUCCUGGCAAGUGAUCACAGCGAGGAGGAGAUUCAGGGUUGCACCCCCAGCCACCACUGGGCCCCCAGAGUUUGAGAGGGUCUUCCGAGCUCAGGCAAACUGCACAGAGUACUUCCCACUGUUCCUGGCCGUCCUCUGGGUCGCUGGCAUCUUCUUCCAUCAAGGUGUAGCAGCUGCCUGUGGCCUACUCUACUUGGGUGCCCGUUACAGAUACUUCCAUGGCUAUGCUGUGUCGGCCCAGGGGAGACUGGGCCCCCUCUACUUCGGUGCCCGGGUCCUCUGGCUGCUGGUAGCUCUGUCUGCAUUGGGCCUGGCCUUCCACUUUCUUCCAGCCUCCCUGAAGACGCCCCUCCUGAGGAGGCUGCAGUGGCUGGUUGUGAUGGGGUAGGAAGUGGGGUGGGACCCCAUGAAGGGAACAGAAGGUAUAGGCUAAGGGGGCUCUGGCACCGUGGAGAAAUACAAAGACCUGGGGUCCCUAGAGAGGGGGGUGUGAUGCAGACUCCCCCCAAGGUUUGAAACGGAAUUAAACUUUUAUUACAAUUCA
Molecule: messenger RNA, 762 nt
Organism: Phascolarctos cinereus (koala)
Lineage: Eukaryota; Metazoa; Chordata; Mammalia; Diprotodontia; Phascolarctidae
Gene: LTC4S
Product: leukotriene C4 synthase
Biological process (GO): leukotriene biosynthetic process
Cellular component (GO): nuclear envelope; endoplasmic reticulum; membrane
Molecular function (GO): glutathione transferase activity; leukotriene-C4 synthase activity; enzyme activator activity
Source: RefSeq, a predicted model, not a curated record